Messenger RNA from Camellia sinensis, 804 nucleotides. The record is from RefSeq and is a predicted model, not a curated record. NCBI's taxonomy places the organism in Eukaryota, Viridiplantae, Streptophyta, Magnoliopsida, Ericales, Theaceae.
AUGCAGGCAUUGUGCAAGCUUGCAUCAACGGUUAUCAAACCACGUAACCAAGACGACAUACUGGCAAAAAUUUUAAAUGACAGGAGGUUUUUUCCCUGGUUCAAGGAUUGUGUCGAUGUUAUCGAUGGCACAUUGGUGGAUGCAUGGGUCCCUGUUUCAAGACAAAAUACAUUCCGCGGUCAGAAAUCAACGGUAUCGCAAAACGUACUUGCAGCUUGCGACUUCGAUAUGUUGUUCACAUUUAUUAAUUCUGGAUGGGAAGGUAGCGCUCACGACAACAUUAUUUUGGUUGACUCUAUUACACGAGCUGAUCUACAGUUUCUACACCCACCCAAUGGCAAGUACUAUUUAGUUGAUGCUGGUUUCACGAACAUGCCUGGAUUCCUUGCCCCAUUUCGGUCUCAACGGUAUCACUUGCAAGAGUUUCAUGGUUGUCAAUAUUCAGGACCUAAGGAAUUGUUUAACCAUCGACAUUUGUCAUUACGCAAUGUCAUAGAAAGAACAUUUGGUGUUCUGAAAAAGCGCUUCCCAAUAUUGCGGUCCAUGCCAAAUUACAAGUCUACAAGACAAGGGCCUCUCGUGAUUGCAUGUUGUGUAGUGUACAAUUGGAUCCGUUUGCAUGCAGAUAUGGACCCAUUCUUUAUGGAAGCUGAUAAUGAAAUGGCCGCAGAAGUAGAGGCAGACGGGCUUGUUGGAGACCAAGCUGAUUAUGUUGACAUGUUACAACAUGGGUUAACGUACCAAUCGAACGUUAGAGAUGCAAUUGCUACUGCUACGUGGCAAAAUCAUGUUGGCCAUGGAUAA